Molecule: messenger RNA, 3976 nt
Organism: Spodoptera frugiperda (fall armyworm)
Lineage: Eukaryota; Metazoa; Arthropoda; Insecta; Lepidoptera; Noctuidae
Product: piggyBac transposable element-derived protein 3-like
Exons: 2
Coding region: 199-1641 (480 amino acids)
Molecular function (GO): sequence-specific DNA binding
Source: RefSeq, a predicted model, not a curated record
AAUUAUGACGCAACUUUAAAAUGCAUAGUAACCGCGAACUGUUCAUUGAAUUUUAAUUAUAACGCCAUCUAUGAAUUCUUUAACGUACAAUUAUGAUGCAUGGUACAGUUUUAUUGAAAGUUGACAACUUUUUCUUAUGACAAUUAGGCGUGCAAGUUUAUACAUGUUCAUUUCUGGAAAAAUUUCGCGACUGAUCGGAUGAAAAUGUCUCGUCACGUACUCUCGACACAUGAAAUAGCCGAUGCCCUGGAGGAUUUCGAUGACGAUGAAGAUCUUCAGGGCCUUGAUAUUUAUAUCGAUCCGCCUUGUGAUGGUACCAUGUCGGAUGGCGAUUCAGGUGAAGAAGAUUGUGAUAGCAUAAAUCGAUUGAACCGUCAUCAAUUACUUGCUCCGGCGGAGAUGGUGUUACGACAACGUGAAGAACAUGAUGAAGAAAACAGAACUAUCGAUGAGGUAUUAGUCAGUCCUAGUACUAGUUCUCAAUACCUAGAAACCCUUACACCGGCAGCAGGACCCAGCUCAAACAGGUCACGACGUUCUCGUCAUGUUGAAACCCGGGCUGAUGGAACUUCUUCAGAACGUAGUCAGCAACGGCAGCGCAUCGUCAGGCCCCGCAAAUGGGUAAAGCGAGACCUUCGUUACCAACAAUGUGAGUGGUCACCUCCACUGCCACGAGCUGUUCUCACACUUACCAAAGAAAGUGAACCAAUAGAAUUCUUUUUUAGUGAAGAUGUUAUAAGGUAUAUAGUCAGACACACCGUAAUGUACGCUGUUGAAAAGCACAAUUAUAAUUUUUGUUUAUCAGGGUAUGAGUUGAGCUGUUUCAUAGGUAUAUUGCUCCUUAGCGGUUACGCGCCUUUACCGAGACGACGUAUGUAUUGGGAAACCAACGAGGAUACCCACAAUGUUUUAGUUGUGAAAUCGAUGCGGCGAAAUCGAUUUGAAGAAAUAUUUAGGUAUUUUCACGUUGCAGACAAUGGUAACCUACGUGCAGGUGAUAAAAUGGCCAAAAUUCGGCCAUUGUUCAACAUCAUGAACAAAAAGUUUCUAAUGUAUGCUCCCAUCGAAAAAAACUUGAGUAUCGAUGAAUCAAUGAUACCAUACUACGGGCGUCAUGGCUGUAAGCAGCACAUUCACGGCAAACCAAUCCGUUUCGGCUUCAAAGCAUGGGUAGCUGCGACUCGCUUAGGAUACUGCUUACAAGCUGAUUUAUACGAAGGAAGAUCUGAAGCGCGAGAAACAGGCCUAGGCGAACAUGUUGUUACCAAAUUGAUGAAUACGGUGAAGACCGAAUACCCUGAAACACUAUUUUCUGUGUAUUGUGACAACUUUUUUACCGCUCCUAGUUUACUUAGCUCUUUGCAAGAAAACAAUGUGAAAAUAACUGGAACUGCUCGCCAAAAUAGGAUAGACAAGUGUCCACUGAUAGAUGCUAAGUCUUGCAAAAAGCAGCCUAGAGGAUUUUAUGAUUAUAGGUUGGACACAAAUGACAACAUCUGUGCUGUACGAUGGAAUGACAACAGCGUGGUGACAUUGUUGUCUAAUGAAUUUGGAGUGCACCCUGUUCAAAAAGCACGUCGAUAUUCAGUUGCUGCUAAACAGAAAAUUGAUAUGGGUUUAAAGAGUUUUUAUUUCUCAUAAGAACAUAUACAAUGUGAUAGGGGCGAGACUUCUAACCCGUUAAGGCUGAGUUCUACACCUAAUUUAAUCGACAAAAGUCGGGGGUCGAAGUGGUCGAAUCCUCUCCCCCUAAAAGUUAUGGCUAUUUUAAUAUUUUUUUUACUUUUUUUAAUAUCAAAGGUUGUAUGCGUCGUAGAAACAAAAAAAAACGACAAACGGUACCUAAUAACCUUGGCUAACUAAUUCAUUACUUUUUUCAUAUGUAAGAUAAUGUUUUGGUGAGAAAAAAAUCAUUUGUGAAUUAUUUUUACCGAAAAAAUCACUAUUUUUCAAUAUUUUCAAUUAGGGGUUCAACCCCCAUAUUAUUAUUUUUGUCGAUAAAAUUAGAUGUAGUACUCAGCCUUAACGGGUUAGAAGUCCCACGCCUAUCACAUUGUAUACAUUGUUCACUUAAAAUGAGAUACAUAGUGUUCCUUAUUUUCUAUAACAAAAUAAUAUGACAAUAUCCUCUAGUGCGGUAAGAAGUUACAUUCGUUUUGUUUUAAUGAGAUUGAGAUUUACAAUGUUUGAACAUGUUCUUUAAGUUUAAUUUUGAAUGCUUUAAUGUUAUCGCAGUUUUUUAUGUCGUCCGGUAAUCUAUUGAACAGCUGUGCUCCCUCAAACAAAAGCGUUUUUUUUCCAUAAUUUGUUCGUGCCGUCUUUAGUUCUAGUUUGUAUUUGUUUCUUAAGUUGUGUGUGAUUUUUUUCUAUGUAACUGUAUGUUUGAUUGAAUGGCAUGACUGGUGAUGUUUUUUAUGAGAACACAUGUGCUAUAUGUGUAUAGUUGUGUUAGAUUGAGUAAUUUAGAUUUCUCAUACAGUGUUUUUGUUGGUGUAGAAUAUUUAUAAUGGAAUAGGGUUUUAAUGAGCUUGUUUUGGGUUCUUUGUAGUGGGUUUAGGUUAGUCUUAGCAGCUGAUCCCCAGAUCUCAAUUAGGUAUUCCAGAUGUGAUUUGACUAAUGAGUUGUAUAUGAUAUAGCGUAUCUUUUUCGGAAUACAACCUGCAGCUUUGUGUAUAGCACCCAGUACUGAUGCCACUUUUGUUUUGACAUGAUCGAUGUGAUUUUUCCAGGUGAGUUUAUCAUCUACCCACAGACCAAGAUAUUUUUCGUAGUUAGAGCGUUUUAUUACGUCAUUGUUGAUUGUGAGAGGUAAGUGUUCGGGUAUCGGUUUAUUUUUUGCGGCAAAUAUCAUAAAUGAAGUUUUUGUUGUGUUUAUUGUCAAUAGGUUAUAUUUUAGCCAUUCGCUGAGUAAGUCCAGGUCUUUCUGUGCUUUACUUAUAAUGUUGUGAAUGGACUUAUCGAAGUAGAAAAUACAUGUGUCAUCCGCAUACAAUGUUAGGUGUCCUGACAGUCCUAUUUGGUUAAUAUUGUUAAUAUAUAUUAAAAAUAAUAGCGGACUUAAAAUUGAUCCUUGAGGACAGCCGAAUGGCACGUGUUUAACUGAACUUGUGUAAUUACCUAUUUUCACGGCUUGUUUUCUAUUUUCUAAAUAAGAUGAGAGCAUUUUGAGGGCCCUGUCUAUGACACCUAUGUUAUUUAAUUUCUGUAACAGCUUGUGAUGGCUUAUAUUGAUCAGCCAAAUGUUGUUCAGCAAUACAACCGAUUUAUGGGUGGAGUAGACAGACUUGAUGCUAAUGUGGGCGUUUACCGGAUUGCCAUCAGAGGAAAAAAAUGGUAUAUGCCCAUUUUGAUGUGGUUGAUAGACGUCGCUGUCAAUAAUGCUGCUUUACUCGCUAGAUCAUACGGGGCAAACGUAGAUACUUUAGAAUUUCGUCGGUCUAUUGCAAGAACAUUACUCCUGAAAUAUGGGAAUAUAAGAUCUCAACCUGGGCCACGUCCGCAAGUGAGAACAAAUGUACCGGUUUCUGUUAGAAAACAUUCAGCUGAUCAUAUUAUUCUGACUGACCAGGUCAGAAAACGAUGUGCGUUAUGUAAAAAUAAAACAAUCAAAAUGUGUCGCAAAUGUAACGUCAAUUUGCAUGAUAAGUGUUUUGCAGAAUUUCAUUCCUAAUGUCCCCACCAUUUCUUUUUAUUAGUUAGUCAUGUGUUUUUAUAACUGUGUGUUUUAUUAUUUGUUCCUAAUAAAGACUGAUUAACAUUAUUAUAACGCAUUUUUAUUUGGUUGGUACUGAUUUCAUACUAUUGAACGAGUAUAUGUGCCCAUAGGGUCGUUUAUGACCCGCUGAAAAAAAUGAACUUCUCGAACUGAAAACGAAAAUCUACUAGUACUAGCCUUAUAUGUGAUCAUUCAUACAUAACAUACAUAAAUAUUAUAAAAAUCGGUGUUAAAAAAAGUUCUGAGCAUAUAUGGGUUAAA